Pungitius pungitius (ninespine stickleback) is the source of this 1272-nucleotide messenger RNA. It is a transcript of the gene acp5a, whose product is annotated as acid phosphatase 5a, tartrate resistant. Gene Ontology annotation, biological process: bone resorption. The coding region runs from base 112 to 1113 and encodes 333 amino acids. Lineage: Eukaryota; Metazoa; Chordata; Actinopteri; Perciformes; Gasterosteidae. Gene Ontology annotation, molecular function: ferric iron binding; ferrous iron binding; acid phosphatase activity. The transcript has 6 exons. The record is from RefSeq and is a predicted model, not a curated record.
UCAUGUCUCUGCUGCAGCCUCCCCUCCAGGAAUCCUGAUAAAAGGCAGGCGGGAGGAGGACGAAGACGGUCCCGUCAGCUCAUCCGGAGCUCACCCCACCGCUUAUCAGCGAUGGCGCUUACACUGGUAUCCAUCUUAAUUGCUGCCAUUCCUGUGGCCUACUGCUAUUCUCCUGCCUUUGAAGACCUGGUAGAAACUGGCAGCAAUCGGACCUCCAUAAAGUUCCUGGCUGUAGGAGACUGGGGUGGGCUGCCUUAUCCCCCCUACGUCACUGCUGUGCAGAAGGCUACUGCUCGAGAAAUGAGCAAAGUAGCAGAGCAGAUGGGAGCGGACUUUGUUCUUGCCCUUGGCGAUAACUUCUACUUCAGAGGUGUGGAGAGUGUAGAUUCGCCUCGGUUUCAGGAUACUUUUGAAUCGGUGUACACGGCAAAGUCUCUCAAAAUCCCCUGGUAUGUGCUCGCUGGCAAUCAUGACCAUGCAGGCAGCGUCAAAGCCCAGAUAGAGUACAGCCACAAGUCUCCCCGCUGGAACUUUCCCUCCUACUAUUAUGAGCUGAACUUCCACAUCCCCAACACUGGGAAGACUCUGACCAUCAUCAUGGUGGACACCGUAAUGCUGUGCGGUAACUCUGACGACUUCUUGGACCAGAAGCCCAGAGGCCCUCUGUGCGCGGCGGAAGCCAAGAGUCAGGUGACGUGGCUGCAGAAGAGAUUGGCUCAGUCCAAGGCCGACUUCCUGUUGGUGGCCGGCCAUUACCCUGUGUGGUCUGUGUCUGAGCACGGGCCCACCGAGUGUCUGCUGCAGAGGGUCAAUCCCCUUCUCAUCAAAUACAACGCCACUGCUUACUUCUGCGGGCAUGACCACAACCUGCAGUACAUAGAAGAUUCCGGUGUGGGCUACGUGGUGAGCGGCGCUGGCAACUUCCUGGAUCCCGAUAUCCGUCACUGGAAUCACGUUCCCAAAGGGUCUGUGAAGUUCUUCACCGGGAAAGCGUCGACACUGGGAGGCUUUGUUCACGCAGAGGUCACAAAGGACAAGCUGUUCUUGACCUUUAUCCAGGCUACAGGCACUUCUCUCUAUCGCACGGUGCUCUCACCAAGGCGCUUUGGGUAGACCGGCUCAUCGACGCAAUAGUGAAAUCUUAUUUUCACACCGUAGUCUACAGUGAAUCACUCCUGUUAAUUCAGUUUUUAAACUUUGACAAUAAUAUUUCAAGUAAUUUGUAUUUUAAAGAUCUAUUUAAGAACAUGAUUUUAUUGUGAUAAAAUAAUA